GAUGCUUAAGUUAUCACUGAGAAGUGAAGGUCCUCAGGUCUUCAAAGUCAUGUUCGAGCCUUCGUCGGUUGUUUCUCCUAGGUCUUAUUCAUCAUCUGCCGGUUGUAAAGAGCAGUUUUUCUCAGCAACUCUGCACGUAGCAACCCGCCUAAACAGUUUCAUCAAUGAAGGAUUGAUCUCAAGGUGAGCAUUGAGCAUGAAAUUGUAGAUACUCCCGUAUGAAUGGCAAUGUUCUUGUAGGCUGCAUCCUGAAGCCUCAAAGAGAGGCAAAAGCUGAAGGUUAUGGUACCUCAUGACUGAUGGUGCUAUGUGGUGUUAUUGUUGAAAAGUCAUUGCAGUGACGAUCAACUAAGAAAGAAAAAGUAAUCAGGAGCAAUGAACAGACAUGGUAUGGUAGAAUUCUACCUAUAUUCGCUGGAGCAAACUGUUUUUCGCUCUGCCAUACUUCACCUGCUAGCUAUCAGACUUUUGGGCCUAGUGAAUAUGAGUGAAUCGGUUCAGGUGUACAAUUGUAUAGUGCUGUAAGUGAUGCAACCUUGUGUUCCAUGUCGCUAACCCUUUGGCACUGGCCUAGUUGUCUAUAGCCAAUCUUACUCCGAUGGUGGUAAGGGACUUCUUUAUGAGGCCUAUAGGAGUUGUAGGCAAACCUGAAGAUCCACAUACUUGUCAUUGUGGACUCUUAUUUCCUUCCAAUAC
Ilex paraguariensis (yerba mate) is the source of this 696-nucleotide messenger RNA. The record is from the annotation of a GenBank genome assembly. NCBI's taxonomy places the organism in Eukaryota, Viridiplantae, Streptophyta, Magnoliopsida, Aquifoliales, Aquifoliaceae.